This is a messenger RNA of Loxodonta africana (African savanna elephant), 11162 nucleotides long. It is a transcript of the gene UNK, whose product is annotated as unk zinc finger. The record is from RefSeq and is a predicted model, not a curated record. Lineage: Eukaryota; Metazoa; Chordata; Mammalia; Proboscidea; Elephantidae. The transcript is spliced from 16 exons. The coding region runs from base 2112 to 4562 and encodes 816 amino acids. Gene Ontology annotation, molecular function: metal ion binding.
UGGGUUUUGGGUGGGGGAGGCUGAAGGCUUUGAAGCGGCAAAGUGAGAAUUAAAUUUGGGUUCUAGGAGGAAUAAUGAGUCCUGUGUGGUGUAAAAAGGAUGGGGAGAGGCUGAAGGAGAGACAUUGAUUUUGUUAAAAGGUACCAAGUCCCUGACUGGGGACAGUGGCAGUAGAAAUGCUAGAGAAGAAGCAUAAAAUGGGGCAUUCAUUGCCUCAGUGUCUGCCCUUAACCUCUGGUACCUCUGCCAGCCAGGGCCCAUGCUGAGUCCUGUCUGCAUGUGGCUCUGUCCCAAGUAAGCCGGUAUACCAGGCAGAGCUACUGCCCUCUGGGGCCUCUCUUCCAGGAGGGUAGACUGUGCCCAAAGUGGGGUGACCACAUCCUAGAUUUCAUCCCCUGCCUGUCUCCCUGGGUUUUCACUGAGGCCUGAAAGCAAGUGGACGGUACCGCUUCAAGGGUUGCCAGACUUAGCAAAUAACAAAUACAGGAUGCCAGCUAAGUUGGAAUUUCAGAUGAACUGCGUGAUAAUGUUUUAGCAUAAGUUUUAGUGUGAGUAUAUCCCGUGCAGUAUUUGGGACAUAUUUACACUAAACUAUUAUUGUUUAUCUGAAAUUCCAGUUGAACUGGUGUCUCUCCUCACACCCUCCUCUGCUUCUGGCCCUGGGCUCAGCUUCCUCCUUUCACAGAAGUUUCCCCUCUCCCCGUUUUGCAUCCGCUCCCUCCUGGGUUAGCCUCUGGUGGGUCAGAAGAGUCAGGGUAUGUGCUGCGCAGGAGAGGGGUGGGCGGAAGAGUUUGGGGGAUGGAUGUCCCAACUCAGGUGCUGGGGCUUGGUCCCAGUGUGCAGCCUGAGGAUGCAGCUUUCUGUCUAAUCUGACUGGGGACCCAAGGAGAAGGUAUUCAAAUGUCACGGGACAGGAGAGUAUCGGGCCUUCUGGAGCCUUCUAGGAUGCACCUGGGGCCAGGAGAUGAUAUCCCUGAAGUCCCCUCUUGCACCUCACCUCCUCAUCCGCCUUCCAGGGCCACUCCUACCUCACUCGCCCACAGAGGUACAGGGUGCUCUUGGAACUGAUGCAUGCUGUGUCUCUAAGUUCAUUCUCUUCCUUUGCAUAAAACACCGCCCUGCCUUUGUCACCCACUGGCACCUGCCCUGAGAGGUCUGCUCUUCCUCUUCUCUCUUCCCCCGUCCCAGCCUGGGUCAGGGAUCCCUCUUCUGGGUUCCCAAAGCAGACCUCUCUCAUAACCCUCCCCACACUUGAUUGACUCCGCUUCCUCACUGUUACCUGUGUGUCUUUCCCAUGAAAAUGUGUACUUCCUGAGGACAAGGACCUGCGCCUUCAUCAGUGCCCUUGGUGCCUCACAGCGGCUCAGGCAAGGGCACUCCGUAUCAACCCCCCAGUGCACAUACCCAGACUUCACACGUUUCCUCUGCAAAAAGAAACCUAUCAAAAGUCCCAGCACCUUCCUUAUGAGCAGCCUAGUAAGGCCUGAGUGUUAGGUGUGGGUCCUGUGGACUUUGCUCCCCACCCUCCAGACCCAGGCUGUCAGUGCUAUUCCCUCCACACUCUUCCCACACAAGCUGCUGAGCCUUUUGGAACCUUCUUCCUCACUGGCAUCAAAUGCCCUCUGUCAAGCCAUUUGUUGUGUUGUUGCUAGGGACAAAGAGAAUGAAUUAAGAGAACUGCACAGAUUUCCCAUCCCCUCCAGGGACUCCCACUCUAAGAGACCCUGACCUGGACACACAUAGUAAGCAGAAACGGACAGUACAUUCUGUCAGGGGGUAAGUGGCUCUGGGGUCCUCCACUGGGCAGGGCAUGGGAGAGGAGCCUUGGGGUGUCUUGUCUAUUAUACGCAGGGCAGAGGAGAUUGAGACAAGGGAAGUUUGGCAGGAGGCCAAAAGGACAGAUGGCAAGUCCCCAGGUUAGUCAGGACAUAAAUAGCCCCCACUCUGCAGAUGCUCCUUGGUGAGACUACUGGGGACACGUGGGGCUGAGAGGGCGGGGCUCUUCAGAAUGGUUCUCAUAGGAGUGGCUUCCCAAGCCACUGACCAGGGUGGUCCAAGGAGCAGCUCGGGGAGGAGACCACAGUCAUUCUCUGAGCCAGCAGCCCAAAGAGAUGCCUGGUCACCUGAGCUUCCAGCUUCAAAGCAGCAGCCUUCCUUUCGUGUUUGUCCUCAGAUCUUCGGGGCCUAAGUCUCCCGGGCCCUGGCCCAGAGCCCCAGCUGUGCUUGCGGGCAGGUACCUGAAGGAGUUCCGCACGGAGCAGUGCCCACUCUUUGUGCAGCACAAAUGCACUCAGCAUCGGCCCUAUACCUGCUUCCACUGGCACUUCGUGAACCAGCGGCGCCGCCGGUCCAUCCGCCGCCGGGACGGCACCUUCAACUACAGCCCCGACGUCUACUGCACCAAAUACGACGAGGCGACGGGCCUCUGCCCGGAGGGCGACGAGUGCCCGUUCCUACACAGGACCACAGGGGACACUGAGCGCAGGUACCACCUACGCUACUACAAAACUGGAAUCUGCAUCCACGAGACAGACUCCAAAGGCAACUGCACCAAAAACGGCCUACACUGCGCUUUCGCCCACGGGCCCCAUGAUCUCCGCUCCCCUGUCUACGAUAUCAGGGAGCUCCAGGCCAUGGAGGCCUUGCAGAAUGGCCAGACCACAGUAGAGGGCAGCAUUGAGGGCCAGUCGGCUGGGGCUGCGAGCCAUGCCAUGAUAGAGAAGAUCCUUAGCGAGGAGCCACGGUGGCAAGAGACUACUUAUGUGCUGGGGAACUAUAAGACGGAGCCGUGCAAGAAGCCCCCGCGGCUGUGCCGCCAGGGCUAUGCCUGUCCCUACUACCACAACAGCAAGGACCGGCGGCGGAGUCCCCGGAAGCACAAAUACAGGUCAUCUCCGUGUCCAAAUGUGAAACACGGGGACGAGUGGGGAGACCCUGGCAAGUGUGAGAAUGGAGAUGCCUGCCAGUAUUGCCACACCCGCACGGAGCAGCAGUUCCACCCAGAGAUCUACAAAUCCACCAAGUGCAACGACAUGCAGCAGUCGGGUAGCUGUCCUCGCGGACCCUUCUGCGCCUUUGCCCAUGUAGAACAGCCACCCCUAAGUGAUGACCUGCAGCCUUCUUCAGCUGUAUCCAGCCCCACCCAGCCGGGUCCCGUCCUGUACAUGCCGUCUGCUGCCGGAGACUCGGUGCCUGUGAGCCCCUCCAGCCCGCACGCCCCUGACCUCAGCACCCUGCUCUGUAGAAACAGCAGCCUGGGCAGCCCAUCGAACCUCUGCGGCUCUCCGCCGGGCUCCAUCAGGAAGCCCCCCAACCUGGAGGGCAUUGUCUUCCCUGGGGAGCCCAGCCUUGCCCCCAGCAGCUACAAGAAGGCUCCUGGCUUCGAGAGGGAAGACCAGGUGGGAGCUGAGUACCUGAAAAAUUUCAAAUGCCAGGCCAAAAUAAAAUCCCAUUCCCUAGAGCCCAGAAGUCAAGAGCAGCCUCUGCUACAGCCCAAACAGGACGUGCUGGGCCUCCUCCCCGUGGGCAGCCCCCUGACCUCAAGCAUCUCUUCUAGCAUCACGUCCAGCCUGGCAGCUACUCCCCCUAGCCCUGUGGGCACCAGCAGCAUCCCUGGCAUGAAUGCAAACGCACUGCCCUUCUACCCCACCAGCGACACGGUAGAGUCGGUCAUAGAGUCAGCCCUGGAUGACCUGGACCUGAACGAGUUUGGGGUGGCCGCCCUGGAGAAGACUUUUGAUAGCAGCACAGUGCCCCACCCGGGCAGCAUCACAAUCGGCGGCAGUUUGCUGCAGAGUUCUGCACCUGUGAACAUCCCUGGCUCCCUGGGCAGCUCUGCCUCCUUCCACUCAGCGUCCCCGUCCCCUCCUGUCAGUCUCUCCUCACAUUUCCUGCAGCAGCCCCAGAGCCACCUGAGCCAGUCAGAAAACACGUUUUUGGGGACCUCAGCAUCACAUGGAUCUUUGGGUCUGAACGGGAUGAACAGCAGCAUCUGGGAGCACUUUGCCUCUGGAAGCUUCUCCCCAGGCACAUCUCCUGCCUUCCUGUCAGGCCCGGGGGCUGCAGAGCUGGCCCGGCUUCGGCAAGAGCUAGAGGAAGCCAACUGCACCAUCAAGCAGUGGGAGGAGUCCUGGAAGCAAGCCAAGCAGGCUUGUGAUGCCUGGAAGAAGGAGGCAGAGGAGGCCAGCGAGCGGGCCAGUGCGGCUGGCGCCGAGUGCGAGCUGGCCCGGGAGCAGCGCGAUGCGCUGGAGGUGCAGGUGAAGAAACUGCAGGAGGAGCUGGAGCGGCUGCACGCGGGGCCUGACCCACCGGCCCUGCCCGCCUUCUCCGACCUGGAGGCCCUCUCGCUCUCCACCCUCUAUUCCCUCCAGAAGCAGCUGCGGGCCCACCUGGAGCAAGUGGACAAGGCCGUGUUCCACGUGCAGUCGGUGAAAUGCCUUAAGUGUCAAGAGCAGAGCCGGGCGGUGCUGCCAUGCCAACAUGCUGUGCUGUGCGAGCUGUGUGCUGAGGGUGGCGAGUGUCCUGUCUGCCAGCCCGGCCGGGCCCACACCCUGCAGUCGUGACCCCGCGCCUGGCCGCUCGGCCCGCUGCUCACCUAGGACUUUUUAAAGUAUAUAUAGAUAUAUAUAUGUAUGUAUGUAUGUAUAUGUAUAUGAUUCUGUAUAUGUAUACAUCCUGUAUGUGUGCGGGUAUGCGUGGGCAGCCAGCGUGUGAACAGUGUCUGUGUGUAUAUCUGUACAUAGAUAUAGACACACACUUUAAAACCGACUUACCAAGCACUUUUUAAAAGAAAAACUAUUUUGCAGUCCCCCCUUGUGCCCGCCCCUGCCCUUCCCACUGCAGAGACAAAGCCCCCCCCCACCCCCCUGCCCUUUGGCAGGGAAUCUGUUUGUGUCUCUUUUUUAUGUAGGAACUAACUAUUUUUAACUUCUUCCUGGGUCUGAGCAGGGAAGGGUAGGAGGCUGGAAGGGCCGGGGGUGGGGAGAAGCCUUCAGGGCAGGCCCUGCUCACCCACCCCCUAGGCCAGGGGAGCAGAGCUGGUGUGGAGGACUUGGUUCCCCAGGAGCAGACCCGAAUCCCAGCUGUGAGGGCCACAAGGGGACGUAGGGGAUGCACUGGGACACACCAGCCUAGCUCAUGGGCUUUUUACCAAAUGUGUAUUUCAUUCUAAGGAGAGUUGGCAGGGGCUGGCGGGCCAAGGCUGCAGGGCCGACUCCUCUCCCAACACCUGGGCCUGAGGCUCUUGGAGGGGCAGGGCCCCGAGUUCUGUCCCUCAGGUUCCUGAGGCCUGGGGUCACCCUCGGUCCUCUCCCUGCACCCCCCAGGUCCCCAGGGCCACCUAGCAGGCUGGCAGUGCCCUCUGGCCCCCAGCCGUCCCUUCCCUCCCCCCCACCUGCUGUCCACCCCUCCCUCUGGCAGCUAGCAGGGCAGUUGGUGGGAGGGGCUGCAGCCUGGCCCAGGAAGGAGGGCCCGCGUGCAUUCCUUGGUGCUCUCUGAGUGCAGCUGACGUCCUGCCCGGCCCAGGGCGGACGCCUGUGUGCAUGUGUGUGCGUGCCUGUCCACUGUAUGGUGUGUCUUAGCUUCCAUUUUUAAAUUGUCAUGUAUAGAGAGGUGCCGUGGGGCGGGAGGGCAGGGCGGGAGGAAGGCGGUGACCCCGCUCCCAGCACUGGUGUCUGGAGCAAGGGGGCUGGGAAGGGUCUGGCCCCAGCCCAGGCCCCCCCUUGGGCUCAGCAGGAAAGGGCUUUCAAUGAAUUAAGUGAAAACUUUCUCUUUUUUUACGAAAAUGCAAAAAUCAACAAAGCUCCAAACCUAUUGGGAAUAAAAAUAUGAACUUGCAGUGGUAGCUCAUUUCCAUGGGGUCAGGGGGUAGGCUGAGGAGGGCCUCUGAGCUAGGAGCUAGGCCAGCAGCUUCCAGCCUUACCGGAGUCCCGGAGCCCAGCCUUAGCCUCAGAAACCCUACAAGCCCCCACCCCUGGGAUGUGCCUAGCUGCUGAGGAGAGGUCUCGAGGCUCCCUGGGCCCCUCUAGGCUCCAAGGUGGCUCCAGAGCCCUAGAGGCAGCUCACCACUGGGGCUGGGGGGCGCACAGAGAUCUCCCAGGCCCGGGACUCUUCUUGGGCCUGCUCUCUCCAGCUGUGAGGUUUCCCACAAGGCCUCACUGUUUCUCAGAGGAACAGGGUUUGGUGUGUGUGGUAAGUAUAUAAGAAAACGUUUGCCAUUUCAGCAUUGUUUCUAUGUACAAUUCGGUGAAAUUAAUUACGUUCAUGUGCAACCAUCACCACUGUCCAUUUCCAGAUUUUUCAGUCAUCCUUAACAGAAGCUCAGUGUCCCUAAGGAGGACAGUGGAUUUUUAUUUACUUUUUUCUAAUUAUUUUAUUUGCUAAUCUAUUUAUGGAUAGGUUAUUUGCUGAUCUGUUGUUUCCGGUGUCGGGUACUGCCCUAGGGAUACACAGCUAGCCAAGCUUCCUUUCUGCUCUGCCCUCAGUGCCAGCCCACUGCCUGUAGCUCUCACUCGGCUCCAGGCUCCUCAGCCAGGGUGCCAGAAGCACCCCUCAGUGACGCCACCACCCUGGGGGGCUCCACUCAGGCAGCUGCAGGGUGGGCCCCUCCCACAGGAGGAUCUGAGCCACAGCCAGUAAGCCUGGGUGGGGGGCUGAAGAACAGGACCAGGGAGCUUGCACCCCCACCCCCAAGACCCUGCUCUGCUGGAGCAGAUUUUCCAAAAGGGGAAAGGGGCACAGCUGCCUCCCCUUCUGGGGCUGGAGGGAGUAUAGAUUUUUCUAAUGGCGGCCCAUCUACGGGGCCUUGUUCUGUCUGGCAGGAGGGCGGGCCAGGGGGGUCUGCAUUCUGGGCUCAUGUGCUGGGGCUCCCAGGCCUGCAGGAUCCUUCUGGAGUGCUAGGCCAGGCAGGUGGGCUGCACCGUGGUGGGGAGGACCAGGCCUCCCAAGAAAGCUGGCCCCUAUAGGGAACCUCCCCCCACUACUGCCCUGGCCGUGGGGGAUGCUGCGCAGCCUGCUUAGCUCGCUGCCGCCGCAUCCUCACAAAAGCCUGGGCCUCGCGGUCCCCCUUGCGGCUCUCCAACAGCUGCAGGAUUGGGUCCCCUGUGAAGAGAGGGGCUUGGAGGUCAGACUCACAGGACCCCCCCAACCCAGGGCCUGGGUGGUAGUGAGGGACACAGCACUGCCCAUCCCCCAGCUGACCUGGCAAGUGGGUGGGCCCACCCCAGCCAGGCUCACAAGACCGCCUGACAAGGCUGAACACCCUCUUGGUCCCCUGGCACCACAGUGCUGGACCAGGUACACUGACCCACUUGUGGGGUGAGAGGUGACAACCGGCCUGUGGUUGUGACUGUCACAUUUUUGAGAACCUUAGGCUAUUUUUCUAACCUCUUUGUGCCUCAGUUUACUCCUAUGUAAAAUAGAGAUAAUACCUGCCUCGUUAGGUUGUUGCAGAACUGAGUCAACCUAUGUAAAGUGCUUAGGACUGGGCCGUAACUGGUGCACAAAAACAGAGGAUUACUAUUGUAGCACCUGGGGAGCGCUGUGCUGUGGUGUGUCCUGGUCAGAGACCCGGGUAAACCCUUGGGGGACCUUCCCUGGCCAGGGAAGUCACAUUACACUUUGCCUGGCUUAAAUUCCCGUCUCCUAAUUAGGCCAAAGCCACCGUGCUGGUUCCGCCAGCUUCCACCGCCAAGGAGGCCUUUUCUGACCCUGACUUUGCUUUUCUAGGGGCGCCCUGCCCGAGCCCCAACAGGGCCCCCCACCCUGCACCCUGUGCUGGGCCCGGCCCCACCCUUGUCCCAGGGCCUACCGCUGGGUGCGGGGUAGGUGAGGGGCAGGCGAGUCUGCGGCACCUCUUCGGGCUCCUCACUCCCAGGAAGGCCCGGCACUGAGCACAGGGGUAGAAAGGCCUCGCCUUCCAGGUCAUCGGCACCCAGCGUGUCAUGGUCCAGCACGGUGAGCAGGAGGCAUGCCCCCUCCUUUUGGCAUGGCUCUGCGGGCACCAGGCUGGGCAGGGGACACAGGCUCAGCUGCCUGCCCUGCUCACUGCCAUUCCUCCAGAUACAUGGGGAGAGGCCAGGGUGAGAGGAACCAGCCAAGGACGGAUGGGGAGCUGGCAUUCUUGGGCCAUAUGGUCUGACACCUGCUCUGACCACAGGCUGACUCUAAAACUGGGGUCCUGUGUCCCCAGGCUGCUCGUUGGAAUAGAGAGGAGCUCAGGGACAGGACCUUUCCCUGGGAGCCUCUUGAGUCCAACAUGCAGGCAUCCACCCCUCCCCCAGUAGUCCUGCUUGGCCUCCCAGGAGCAGGUUUGGCGCCUGUGCAAGCAAACGCUUGUCCCAGGUGCCCCCUCACUGGGGCCCAAAUGUGGUCCCCACCACAGGGGAGCAAGAGGAGCAGGGCUGGGGAUGCCAGGAGAGGGGAGGGGCUAGAAGAGGGCGUGGGAGUGCGGGCUGCUCACAAAUCAAAGGUCUCAUCAAACAGCGGGUGAAGGUCCUUCUUGUGCUUCUGGGUCUCCCGGGGGGCCAGCUCAGGGAACACGUGCCUGGGCUCCAAGGUCAGCUGCACAAAGGGGUCGCUGGAGCCUGGCAUGCAGCCCGGGGGAGGGGAUUGUAGAAGCCAUGCAGCACCUCCCCCUGCCACCCCACAGCACUGACCCCUCUCAGUGAUGGGGAGAUGCACCCAAUGCUCCAGCUGGCAGGGCAGCUGAGUCCCCGGGGGUGCUGGUGGCACGGGGGCCAGGCUGGGGAUUCGGGGGUGACCAGUUGGCAGCUUCCACUCACCGUUGGAGUCCAGGGGCAGCAGGCUGGAGGCGCUGAGCAGCUCAACGCGGAGCUUCUGCUCAGAGGCCUGGUAGGAAGCCUUGACUGUGACCACCCCCAGCUCCUCGGAGGUGGUUUCUGCCUGCAGUGGGGAGCAGGGGCAGUGUGGGCUUGGGCAGAGCUGAGUGCAGGUUGGGGCCCCUGCAGUAGGGUGUGACGGGAGGAGGGGUGCCUCACCUGCUGCUUGAGGCGGCUGCAGAAGUACUUCUGGAUGAGCUCCCGGCUGGAGGCCGCCUGCAGUGCCAGGUCCCUCUGCAGAGCCUGGGGAAGGGCACACCCAGGAAGUCACUGCAACUUUCUUGCUGAACCUUCAGGAGCCCACAGCCAAGGGGGAAACGCCAGUUUGAUACGGAAAGUGCUGGGUCUUAUGGGAUCAUAGGCAGGUGGACAAACCCUCAGGGAUGGCGAGGCAGACAGGCACAGGCAGGACCAACUUCAUGUACACUCGACCUGGGCGGCACAGGGCCCUUGUGCCUAGGAGGCCCUUACGCUUGGUUUAAGCACUCGGCUGCUAACUUAAAGUCAGCGGUUUAAACCCACCAGCCACUCCAAAGGAGGAAGAUGGGGCAGUCUGCUUUCGUAAAGGUUCAGCCUCGGAAAUCCUAUGGGACAGCUCUACUCUCUCCUUUAGGAUUGUUGAGUCGGAAUCAACUUGUUGGCAAUCAGUUUUUCACCGUUUUGAAAUUCUUAAUGGUUUUUGAGCCAGGGCCCUACAUUCUCAUUUUAUGCUGGGCCCCACAAUUAUGUUGCCAGUUCUGGCAGAGGUGAGCACACAAAGGUGGACUCCUCCCACCCCACCAGCUCACCUGGAAGGUGGCCGUGUGCAAGGCCUCAGGUGGCAGACCACAGCCCUCGGCAUGGAAGCAGAUCUCCAGGUUCUAGGUGGUAAGACAGCAGGGGUGACCGCAGGCUCUCUCCUACCACAGUUACUGUUGUUGCUGCUAUCCUUACCUGCAGAGCAAUCUUCAGCCUGUUCGCGGCCAGGGGGGAGCUCCGCUGGGAGGGGGCCACCUCCGCCAGCACUGUGAGCGUGUGCGUCCAGAGCAGAGUCAGAAGGCUGGGGCAAAGAGCAGACGAGUGGCCGGACACAGGACAGGAGGCCAGAGGAGGAAGCAGAGGUGCUCUUGAGAAAAGUGAGGCCUCAUGGAACCCAGCCCACCCCCAGUUCUUCCCUUUCACCAGUCCCGCCCUCCACCUGCACCUCCCCCUGCUUCACAGGCACGGGCUGGCUGGCAGGGGAUGGAGCGAGGACUAGUGUCCUAGGGGAAGGGGAGGCAAGCAGGGUACAGAUGGAGUCUGUCCUGUCCCACCUGCCUGUCCACCUAAGUGAAGAACCCUUCUCAAACCAGGGGGCAGAGAGGGCGGAGAGGCUGGUCCCCCAGAUGACACAAUCAUAACUCAAGGUGGGAGUGGCCAAAAUGAAUAAGAUUUCAAUGCUGGCCCAGUGGUUAAGAGCUCAGCUGCUAACCAAAAAGUCAGCAGUUCAAAUCCACAAGCCACUCUUGGAAACCCUAUGUGGGCAGUUCUGCUCUGUCCUUUAGGGUCACUAUGAGUUGGAAUCGACUCAGGAACUGAUUUUUUUUUUUAAUACCUUGGGAGAGACACUAAAACAGUGGCCAAGACCCAGUCCUAACAACUACCUGAAAUAACUGAAAUUCAACACGUACCAAAGUCAAGUCCGGCAGCUAAGCACAACAGAUAAAUGUAUUGUGUAAUUAAGGAGGAGGAAGGCCUGUGUUAAAACUAGUUUACUUGUUCAUUUAUUCAGCACCUCAAAGUGCCUGCUAUGUACCAGGAGUCCCUGGGUGGUACAAACGGUUCAUGUUCUUAAGCUGUUAACUGAAAGGUUGGAGGCUCGAGUUCACCCAGAGGUGCCUCAGAAGAAAGGCCUGGCAAUCUACUAAAAAAUCAGCCAUUGCAAAGCCUAUGGAGCACAGUUCUACUCUGACAUGGUGUUGCCAUGAGUCAGAAUCAAUUCGAUGGCAAUUUUUUCUUUUAAACGCACCAAGCACUGUUGUAAAGGCUUCUGAGACAGCACUAACCAAAAUUCCUGCCUCAUUGGGGAUCAGGUCCUGGUUUAUGUGAAGAAGAGCUGAACAAAUGGCAUAAUACGACCUAAAAAACAGAAGGUAGGCCAUGCCUACACCAAUGGGAGUAGAUCAGACGUCUAGGGAAGGAAGAGGCCAGCAGCCUUCCUCAGGCCCCCAUUCCAUUUAGAGGGUGAAUUGUCAUCAUCGUCAUCAAUGUACUUGUCAUUGGCCUUGUCCUUUGUACAAGCACUGUUCUCAGCACCUUACAAAACCAAAAAAAAAAAAACCAAACCUGUUGCCAUCGAGUCAAUUC